This is a messenger RNA of Cajanus cajan (pigeon pea), 1272 nucleotides long. Its product is annotated as Putative methyltransferase family protein. NCBI's taxonomy places the organism in Eukaryota, Viridiplantae, Streptophyta, Magnoliopsida, Fabales, Fabaceae. Gene Ontology annotation, cellular component: nucleus. Gene Ontology annotation, biological process: protein methylation. The record is from RefSeq and is a predicted model, not a curated record. Gene Ontology annotation, molecular function: protein methyltransferase activity.
CCUAUGUUUCCCUUUUUCUGGGUCUGUUGGCGGAAACUCGCAGGUUGCAAUUAGGAAAAGAACAGUAACACUGCGGUCGCAAAAGAGACUGAAACGCCGUCGUAGACAUCCCCGAGCUCUGAUUAUGGAAGAAAUAGUAAACCAACAAAAACACGAACAAGAAGAAGAAGAAGAAGAAGAAAUCGUUUGCUUAGACGCAUCGUUCUUCGUCGAUGACAAUUACCAGCUGACGAAAUUCACGUUUGGUUCGCAAGAGAUGCAACUCUUCUGUCUGCAUUCUGCUUCCACUGAUUUUGAUUUGACAGGGCAACUGGUGUGGCCUGGAGCCAUGUUGAUGAACGAUUAUCUUUCAAAAAAUAUUAAUAUGCUUCAGGGUUGCACUGUCAUUGAAUUAGGUUCUGGUGUUGGUAUUACUGGAAUACUUUGCAGCAGAUUCUGCCAUAAAGUUUUGAUGACAGAUCAUAAUGAAGAAGUACUCAAGAUCUUAAAGAAAAACAUAGAGCUGCAUUCAUGUCCUGAGAAUAUUAGUUCUACUUCUCACGGAUUAGUAGCAGAGAAAUUAGAAUGGGGGAACACCGGUCAGAUAAAUGAAAUAUUACAAAAACAUCCUGGAGGGUUCGACUUCAUACUUGGAGCUGAUAUUUGCUUUCAGCAGUCAAGCAUACCUAUGCUUUUUGACACUGUUAAACAGCUCCUGCAGAUUAGAGAGGGAAGAAAGUGUAAAUUCAUUCUAGCCUAUGUAUCAAGAGCUAAGACCAUGGAUUCGAUGAUUAUUAUUGAAGCUUCUAAGCUUCGGAUGCAGAUGAAAGAAGUGCCAGGAACUCGGUGCAUUGUUGGGAAUCUUGAAGGAGUCAUCUUUGAAGCUACUCUUGAGUAAAAGCAUUAACUAUAGUUUUGAGUUUUCAGAAACAGAAACUGCAUGUGACAACAAAAAUUGAUUGGGGGUGAGCAAUGGCUGGUAUUUAUAUUUCCAUUCAAAGCUACUACUCUGCAGACAACAUGGUGUUGAUGACUCAGGAAACCCAUGGACUUGAUAUGGGGAAGGUAAAGAACAUGCAAGAAAGAGAGCCUAUCUUGUAGAGUCUAACUUCCAAAACAUAAUUCUCAAUUUGAAUUUUGAAGGGAUACAUACCAACCACAGAAGAUUUUUAAGGCAGAUUUGUUUGGAUAGAGGGGAGUUUAUCACCCCCAAAGGUUUGCUUGGAACUUUGAGGGUCGGGAGAAUUGAAGAAUUCAUUUUGUUUAUCUUAGAACAUUAUCUCAUUUUCUACC